AUGGCAUCAGAAAUCACUUAUGCUGAGGUGAAGUUCCAGAAUACAUCGCCAUCUGCAGUGGUCAAAGUACCUCCUGAGACAAAGAAGCAUGAGCACCAUCCCCAGAAAUACCCACUAUGGCUCCCAUGGCUGAUCUCACUGCUGCUCCUCUUGGUGUGCAUUGCCCUUGUUACUGUUCUCCUUGUCGCUCCCUUCUCCCAUAGCAGUGAUCAGCCUGCAGCCCUGAAGCAGAAAUUCAAGGAGUGGUGGUGUGAUUCAGCAGUGCCAGAAGGCAAAGAGGAGGGCUGGACGUGCUGCCCGAAGGGCUGGAAACGCUUCCAAGGAAGCUGCUACUUUAUCUCAGGUGAUGCGAUGUCCUGGGCUGCCAGCGAGCAGAACUGCACUGGGAUGGGCUCUCACCUCGUGGUGAUCAACAGCGAAGCAGAGCAGGAUUUCCUCUCUAAGGAAGUUAAAAAGCCUUCGAGAGGAGAGAACCACUACAUUGGUCUGAGUGCACAGAGUGUGAGCCAGUGGCACUGGGUGGACCAGACUCCAUUUAAUGUGUCAGCAGCGUUCUGGCGGGAAGGUGAACCAAGUAAUACAGAUCACGAGAAGUGCGUUGUAAUCCAUCGGACUUCAAGACCACUCAACAACUGGAAUGAUGUCCCAUGUAACAGUCAUAACAGAAUUUGUGAAGCUGCAGCAAUAACUGUGUGA
Molecule: messenger RNA, 696 nt
Organism: Nestor notabilis (Kea)
Lineage: Eukaryota; Metazoa; Chordata; Aves; Psittaciformes; Psittacidae
Product: C-type lectin domain family 4 member A-like
Exons: 6
Coding region: 1-696 (231 amino acids)
Source: RefSeq, a predicted model, not a curated record